UUAACUGAUUGGGGUCAAUUUUGGAUUCUUAUAAAAUCUCAAUGAUAUUUGUGUUGCUGACGUGGCAGAAUGCAAGUGGAGGUGAGCAAGCACACUGAGGGGUCCAAGGAUAAGAUGCUGCGCCCCAAUGGAUUGCCUGAAUCCCUCAUUCGAUAUGAUGCUCGUCAGAAAGAGAUGGCUACACAUUCAGUAACUGAGCUUGUGCAGGCAGUGAGGAGACCGAGGUCACUUAGUGAAUCGAUAAAUCGUCCCUUUAGAAAGUCCGGAGGUGGCGGUAGGGGAGAGGAGGUAAUAGAAGCUCUUGCGAGGAGAAACUCCGAGAGUUUGCCUCGGAGAAACUCAGAGAAUGUGGCACCACCUAGACGUAACUCACUUGGGGAUGCUAAAAUCUCAAUGCAGUGUAUCAAUGAGGUUCCUGAAAAGAAACAGAAAAAAUCUAGACGGCGCUCUUUCAUGGGGGUUAUUCGGAAAAGUCAAACUCAAAGCCAACCCGAUGAUGAUACAUUUGACAACUUUGGUGAUUCUGAGGAUGUCCGUGAUGACAGUGACAAUGAUGAGAGACCUAUGAGUCUUGAAGAUAAAGCGAGGAAGAAGGAAAUGAGGAAGGGUAUAGAUCUUGCUACGACGCUGGAACGUAUAGAGAAAAACUUUGUCAUUACUGAUCCAAGGCUGCCUGAUAAUCCCAUUAUAUUUGCAUCCGACAGCUUCUUAGAGCUAACGGAGUACAGCCGCGAAGAAAUAUUGGGAAGAAAUUGCAGAUUCCUUCAAGGAUCUGAGACUGAUCCAGCAACUGUGAAAAAAAUAAGAGAGGCAAUUGACAACCAGACUGACGUGACUGUACAACUCAUCAAUUACACGAAAAGCGGCAAAAAGUUCUGGAAUGUCUUUCAUCUGCAGCCUAUGCGUGAUCAAAAGGGAGAAGUACAGUAUUUUAUUGGAGUACAACUUGAUGGCAGUCAGCACAUUGAGCCUCUGCAUAACUCUAUUCCUGAAGUUACAGCAAAAGAGAGUGAAAAACUGGUCAAAGAGACUGCAGUUAAUGUUGAUGAGGCAGCAAGAGAACUUCCAGAUGCCAAUAUGAAACCAGAAGAUUUAUGGAUGAAUCAUUCAAAGAUCGUUCAUCCAAAGCCUCAUAGAAGGGACAGCCCCCCUUGGAGAGCUAUUCAAAAGAUUCUAGACAGUGGAGAACAGAUAGGAUUGAAACAUUUUAAGCCUAUAAAGCCCUUGGGAUCUGGUGAUACUGGCAGUGUGCAUUUGGUCCAAUUGUGUGGAACUGAUCAGUACUACGCCAUGAAGGCUAUGGAUAAGAGUAUCAUGCUCAAUAGGAACAAGGUGCACAGAGCUUGUGCAGAGAGAGAAAUCCUCGACAUGUUGGAUCACCCUUUUCUUCCUGCAUUGUAUGCUUCGUUUCAGACCAAAACACAUGUUUGCCUGAUCACUGAUUACUACCCUGGUGGAGAACUCUUCCUACUUUUGGACAGUCAACCAACGAAGAUACUGAAGGAAGAUUCAGUGAGAUUUUAUGUUGCAGAGGUAGUUGUUGCCUUGGAGUAUCUUCACUGUCAAGGGAUAAUUUACAGGGAUUUGAAGCCUGAAAAUGUUUUACUUCAGAGCAGUGGGCACGUAACCCUGACCGAUUUUGAUUUAUCGUGUUUGACAUCUUGCAAACCACAGCUUUUAAUUCCGACCAUAAACGAAAAGAAAAGGCAUCACAAAGGUCAACAGAAUCCAAUCUUCAUGGCUGAACCAAUGAGAGCAUCAAAUUCUUUUGUUGGAACGGAAGAGUACAUCGCUCCGGAAAUCAUAACUGGAGCUGGCCAUUCUAGUGCAGUAGACUGGUGGGCUCUUGGUAUUCUUAUAUAUGAAAUGCUCUAUGGAUAUACACCAUUUAGGGGAAAGACAAGGCAAAAGACGUUCGCCAAUAUUCUUCACAAGGAUCUCAAAUUUCCAGGAAGUAUACCGGCAAGUCUCCAAGCAAAACAGUUAAUGUAUCGGUUGUUGCAUCGUGAUCCCAAAAACAGAUUGGGGUCUCAGGAAGGGGCAAGCGAAAUUAAGCGUCACCCUUUCUUUCGGGGUAUCAACUGGGCUCUAGUUCGCUGCAUGAACCCUCCUCAACUCGAUGCUCCUCUCUUCGGGACAACUGAAGCUGAAAAGGGUGCUAAGCUUGUGGAUCCUGAGAUGCAAGAUCUACAAACAAAUAUUUUCUAAAAGGGACUCUCUGCUGCACAUUUGAGUACUUGAUCAACUGCAUCUCGUUCCGGAAAUCAUAAGAAUAGGCUCUGGAGAAAGCUCAUCAUGUUGUUGAAGAAUUAAGGUCCCAUUGAUUCGCUUGUAGAUGGAGAUUGUUUCCAGUUUGUAGAUGGACCCUGCUUGAGGGUUUUAAUCUGCAGAGUUGUAAUGUUUCUGUAAUCAAUGUAUGUAGGGUUUGUAAUCUUAAAAAAUUUUGUUGGUAAAUGAAUUCCAUUAUUCAUCUUGUUUGUUCA
Molecule: messenger RNA, 2483 nt
Organism: Rosa rugosa (rugosa rose)
Lineage: Eukaryota; Viridiplantae; Streptophyta; Magnoliopsida; Rosales; Rosaceae
Product: phototropin-1
Exons: 21
Coding region: 70-2208 (712 amino acids)
Biological process (GO): protein phosphorylation
Cellular component (GO): cytoplasm; nucleus; plasma membrane
Molecular function (GO): ATP binding; protein serine/threonine kinase activity
Source: RefSeq, a predicted model, not a curated record